AUGUGGGCAUUUUUUCCUGGUGCUAUUGCUUUACUGUGUUCAGCAUUUUUCUUGUUCCUUCGCAACAGAUCCAGAAAAGCGAUCAAACUACCACCGAAUGUCUCUAGAGACAAGCAAUCUCUUCCUGUCAAGGGUGAAUCUGGAGUAUACAAAUCUGGCCUGCUCACUGAUGAAGACGAAAAUGUAAUUAUGGAUCUCUACCCGGGUAUCGACACGCUUUGGGAUGCUUUCAAUCGAGGAAUGAAGGAAAGUAAUGAUGGGCUCUGCGUCGGAACGCGCGCAUCUGAUGGAAAAUAUCGUUUCUGGAAGUACUCGGAGAUUCUGCACGAUUCCCAAAAUGUCGCGUCUGCAUUGAUCGGAGAUUUUGAAUUGAAGCCAGGUGAUCGAAUCGGCAUUUAUUCACAAAAUCGACCUGAAUGGCUUAUUUGCGCUUUGGCCUGCAUACAGCAGUCCAUAGUGGUGGUUCCCCUAUACGACACGUUAGGCGCAGACGCUGCCGCGUUCAUCGUCUCAGCGGCUGAUAUCAGUGUCGUAAUCGUCGAUAAAAUGACAAAGGCACGGAGCUUAGCGUCAAAGAAGAACGCUAUGGUUGCACUAAAAACCAUAGUGAUGGUGGAAAAACACGACGUCAGUGAAGUCGAAGAGAUGAGAUCAUCUGGGAUCAGACUCUUGUCUCUGAGCGACGUCAUCGAUUUAGGAUCAAAAAAUCCUCAACCACAACACCUUCCCAAAAGAGAUGAUAUGUACAUCAUCUGUUAUACCUCUGGAACUACUGGUACACCUAAGGGCGUUAUGAUCACUCAUGGAAAUGUAUUGGCGAACAUGAAUGGUUGGGCAUACAUGAUAAACAAAUUCGAACCAGAUAUCUUAAGCACAAAAUCGGUGGUUAUUUCUUAUCUACCUUUGUCGCACAUGAUGGAGCAGGUAACUCACUGGACGAUCCUUAUGUAUGGAGCACGCAUUGGCUACUUCAGUGGCAGUAUUCCGCAUCUCCUUGAAGACAUCGCAGCCCUUCGACCAACAGCGUUUCCAGUAGUACCCCGCCUAUUAAAUAGACUCUAUGGUGCUAUCCAGAGCCGUGUUCAAAAUGGCAGUUUCAUCACAAAAAUGAUCUAUAAAAUUGCAUACGCGAAGAAACUCGCCAUGUUGAAAAAAGGAAUCACAACGAAGGAGAGCGUCUGGGAUAGAAUGGUUUUCAACAGAAUUCAGGAACAGCUGGGUGGUCAAGUCCAACUAAUGGCCACAGGAUCAGCUCCGAUCUCUGCUGAGGUAUUACAGACCUGCAGAAUUGCACUUGGAGCAACGAUAUUGGAAGCCUACGGCCAGACAGAGUGUACUGCCAUGGCUACAGUUACCUGGCCUGGGGAUUGGACCGGUGGGCAUUGCGGAGGCGUUGCGCCAUGCUGCAAAGUGAAACUGGCUGAUGUACCGGAACUGAACUAUUACGCAAGCGACGGAAAAGGAGAAAUUAUGAUUAGCGGUCCAAGUGUUACCAAAGGCUACUAUAAAGAUGCUGAGAAGACAGCAGAGCUCUUCGAUGAACAAGGUUUUCUUCAUACUGGGGAUGUUGGAGAGUUUCUGCCAGACGGGACGAUCAAAAUAAUUGAUCGAAAAAAGCACAUAUUCAAGUUGGCGCAGGGUGAAUACGUAGCACCAGAGAAAAUCGAGAACGUCUACAUUAGUAGUCCUGUCGUACAGCAAGUUUUUGUUGACGGUAACAGCUUAGAACGAUGGCUUAUCGCCGUUGUAGUUCCGGAACCGAAAGUGAUGGAAGACUGGAACAAAGAGCAUGGGGUUCCAGCGCGAUCAUUAAAAGAAAUAUAUAUGGAUAAAAAGGCACAGGAAUAUGUACUCUCACAACUACAUCUAAUCGGCAAAGAAAAUAAGCUUAAUUCUAUUGAGCAGGUUAAACGAGUGUACCUCGAAGCGGAGCCGUUUAGUAUAGAGAAUAAUCUGCUAACACCGACGCUGAAAGCAAAGCGACCUCAACUGCGACAAAAAUACAAGGAGAUUAUGAAUAGGAUAUACGAUGAAAACAGAGAAUUGUAG
Molecule: messenger RNA, 2049 nt
Organism: Necator americanus (New World hookworm)
Lineage: Eukaryota; Metazoa; Nematoda; Chromadorea; Rhabditida; Ancylostomatidae
Exons: 17
Coding region: 1-2049 (682 amino acids)
Biological process (GO): long-chain fatty acid metabolic process
Cellular component (GO): endoplasmic reticulum; membrane
Molecular function (GO): long-chain fatty acid-CoA ligase activity
Source: RefSeq, a predicted model, not a curated record